AUGCAUUUUUGGAAACGAUUUUUUGAUCAUUUUUCUUUUAUAUUAUUACUCAAUUUGUUCAAUGAAAUAAUAGGAUCCGAAGUUCUAAGACCUCGUGGAGUUUCCUUGUCACGAGCACCUUUAUACAAUCCAAAAAAUGAUUUUACUUGUUUUGAUCGUAGUAAAACUAUUCCAUUUUCUCAGGUAAAUGAUGAUUAUUGUGAUUGCCCUGAUGCAAGUGAUGAGCCUGGAACCUCAGCUUGUCCUCAUGGAAUAUUUUAUUGUGUAAAUGCAGGAUUUAAACCCAUGAACCUGGCUUCAAGUAGAGUGAAUGAUGGAAUUUGUGAUUGCUGUGAUGGUGCAGAUGAAUAUGCAAGUGAGCCAAAAUGUAUCAAUAAUUGUGCUGAGCUCGGACAAUUCGCUAGAGAGAAAGAAUUGCAGAGGGAAGAACUCUUGAAGGCUGGCAAACAACUGAGAGAGGAGUUCAGCCAAAAAGGUAUUCAAGAAAAACAACAGAGAAAAGAAAAAUUGUUGGAACUUGAGAAGAACAAAGAAGAAGCAGAUAGAGUAAAAGCUGAAAAAGAAAGAUUGAAAAAUGAAGCUGAAGAACUAGAGAAUACUGCAUUAGAUUAUUAUAGAAAAUUGGAAGAAGAACAAAAUAAACAGAAAGCUGAAACAGAAGCCCUUAAAUUGAGGGUAGAAGCUAAUGCUGCUUUUAAUAAGUAUGAUGUAGACCAAGAUGGAAAAAUCACAGUUUCUGAAUUACAACAAUUUGAAACUUUUGAUAAGGAUAAAGAUGGAAAAGUGUCUGAAGAAGAAGCCAAAUAUUUCCUAAAUGACCAAGAAGAAGCAGAUUCAGAGAAAUUUGUGAGUGAUGCUUGGAAUAGAAUUAAACCUUACCUCAUGAUAGAAUCAGGUGCAUUCAGGGAGAAAACAGAUCCUGACCAGGAAGCUGUUGAGGAGGAAGAGGAAUUUAAUGAGGAAGAAAAAACAGAAGAAGAUGCAGAUGAUGAGGAAGAUAGUGUCAAGGAACAACAAGAACCAGAGCAACAAGAAGAAAUUCCCCCGCCUAUAGAAUAUGAUGAAGAAACCCAAAAGUUAGUGGAUGCAGCUACAGAUGCUAGGAAUGAAUUUUCAAAUGCAGAAUCAGCUGUGAGGGAUCUUGAAUCAGAAAUACGCAACAUCAAAGAAUAUUUAGAGAAAGACUUUGGCCCAGAUGAAGAAUAUGCACCACUUCUUGGUCAAUGUUUUGAGUAUGUCGACCAUGAGUAUAUAUAUAAACUUUGUCCGUUUGAUAAAACAGUACAGCAGCCUAAAUCAGGUUCUAUGGAAACACGUCUGGGCACAUGGGGGCACUGGUCGGGUCCAGAUCAUAACAAGUAUGAAAGGAUGUCUUAUGAGAGAGGGCAAGCUUGUUGGAAUGGUCCACAGAGAUCUACUAUUGUGAACAUUUCAUGUGGUAGUGAUAAUAAAGUAACUUCUGUAUCUGAACCAAAUAAAUGUGAAUACGUUUUUGAGUUUUCAACUCCUGCAGCAUGUUACGAGAUUCCAAUUGAAUAUCAAGAAAGUGCACAUGAUGAACUCUGAGUAUUAUUUUUUUUAUGUGAAGUGAAAAGGUUAACUUCGACUUCGGUGGGAUAGUAAACGAGUGAAACAUUUUGUCUUAUAUUUUAUGUGAUCAUUUUGGUGAAAGUACUUUUUAUACAGUCUUUUCAGAUAUGAGUAUCAUCAAUAGAAUAGAUAUUUAUUCAUGAUAUUGUAAAACCGAUAUUUAGGAUAGGUCCAACUGCGAGACUACAAUAUCAAGAUUUAAAAAAGAUCAAAAAAUAGAACUAUCACAAGAA
Coccinella septempunctata (seven-spotted ladybird) is the source of this 1823-nucleotide messenger RNA. It is a transcript of the gene GCS2beta, whose product is annotated as glucosidase 2 subunit beta. The transcript is spliced from 4 exons. Bases 1 to 1566 code for a protein of 521 amino acids. Gene Ontology annotation, cellular component: glucosidase II complex. Lineage: Eukaryota; Metazoa; Arthropoda; Insecta; Coleoptera; Coccinellidae. Gene Ontology annotation, biological process: N-glycan processing. The record is from RefSeq and is a predicted model, not a curated record. Gene Ontology annotation, molecular function: calcium ion binding; protein binding.